This is a messenger RNA of Rotaria socialis, 1002 nucleotides long. Lineage: Eukaryota; Metazoa; Rotifera; Eurotatoria; Philodinida; Philodinidae. The record is from the annotation of a GenBank genome assembly.
AUGAAAAAAAAAUGUGUUAAGUGUAAAAAAUUCGGCCAAAUAUUUACAUGCAAUGGAUGUCGAGAAUUAUAUUGUGAUAAACAUAUUGCUGAACAUCGUGAAGAAUUAUCGCGUAAGAUGGAUGAAUUUGACAAAGAUUAUCAUCAUUUUCAAGAAGAUUUAAAUGAAAAUGGGAUUAUUCAAACUUAUCUAUCUCGUAUUGAUCAGUGGGAACUGGAUUCAAUGAAAAAAAUUAGAAAAGCCGCUGAAACAGCUCGCCAUGAUUUAUCGAAAAUGUUCGAUCGAAUGAAAAAUCAAUUGAAAACAACUUGCAAUGAAAUAAAUGUUGAUAUAGAAUCAAAACAACAAGAAAAGAAGUAUUCAGAAACCGAUCUAAAUAAAUGGAUCGAACAAUUAGAGCAACUACGAAAUAUUCAUAAAACUUCAUUUACUGAUGAGAUUAUUGAUGAACAACAAUCGUCGAUUCAAAUGAUUAAAAUUGUCGAUAGAAACGAAUCGUUUUCGAUUGAUGAAUUUCACUCGUACCCUCCGGAAAAAUUCGAUAAAAUCGUCGGUAAAAUUACUCUAUCCGAUGGGCAACGUACAGCAAAAUGUUCAGGACGUAAAUGGAACGGUUCAGAUGUUAGCGGUAAAAAUCUCUACUCAUUGGGUGUUCAUACUAUUCGUUUUCGAGUUAAAAUCGAAGGAAAAAAUAAUCCUUUCUUCGGUAUUACGUCGUCUGUAACAGCAUUGAAUCCGUAUAAUCAAAAAACUCCCUAUGCUUACGGUUGGUGGGAAUUACCGCUCGAUAAAAAUGAACCAGACAAAAGCAAAGAUCAAUCUAUUCGAACAGACGAUGAACUAACAUUAACAUUAGAUUGUAUUAAUAGUCAAAUUCAAUUUGAACAUCAUCGAACUAAAAAAAUUGUUUAUGAAUCUAUUGCACACGAACUAUGUCCUCUUCCAUGGAAAGUUGCAAUUGUUUUGUAUUCUCCAGGUGAUUCUGUUAGUAUUUUAUCAUAA